AUGAUUAUAAGCAGGCCAAAAAAUAUGCCGAAAAUUGCUAUUCCGCAUGAUAGAUUCAAUGCAAAGGCUUUAGUCAACAGAGAAAAUCGUUUUUAUGUGAAAAAUUAAUCCUUGAGAGCCAAAGAAUAAUAACUAUAAACUAUAGGCGUUGAAGCAGAUUGA
Molecule: messenger RNA, 162 nt
Organism: Paramecium octaurelia
Lineage: Eukaryota; Ciliophora; Oligohymenophorea; Peniculida; Parameciidae
Source: the annotation of a GenBank genome assembly